This is a messenger RNA of Acanthamoeba castellanii str. Neff, 2475 nucleotides long. RefSeq lists its product as uncharacterized. Gene Ontology annotation, biological process: regulation of transcription by RNA polymerase II. The transcript is spliced from 10 exons. NCBI's taxonomy places the organism in Eukaryota, Discosea, Longamoebia, Acanthamoebidae. The record is from RefSeq and is a predicted model, not a curated record. Gene Ontology annotation, molecular function: DNA-binding transcription factor activity, RNA polymerase II-specific; RNA polymerase II cis-regulatory region sequence-specific DNA binding. Bases 1 to 2475 code for a protein of 824 amino acids.
AUGGAAAGGGACGGCCACAGAGACACGGGGAGGUCGGGCGACAGCGGCAGUGGCGCAGGGGGGAAGCGACGGUACGGCGCUGACGAUGACACCGAUGAUGCCGAUCAUGGCGCAGAUAGAGGGGAGCGAGAUGAGCACGACGAUGCAGAAGAGCAGCAGGACACAAAGAAGAAAGUCAAGAGGAAGCGAAAGAGUGGAGAACAUGGAGCUUCAUCCGACGCCGGGAGGCUGAGCCGCAAGGAGGCGGUGCCGCACAUCAAGCGCUGGUUGCGGGAGCAUGUGGUGGAGCGCGAGGAGGGAUCUCUGCUCAAGCGGGAGCUGUUCUGUAUGCAGAGCAAUCUCAAUCCGACCAACGAUGCCACCUUCGGCCGGAUGGUCAACGCCGUCUUCCCCAACGUGCAGCAGCGCCGGCUGCGCCGGGAUUCGCACAUCAAAAAGUGGCACUACUGCGGCAUCGCCUACCGCUCCGGUGGCGGCGCUCUAUCUCCCCCAAUCUCCGCCGCUGCCACCACCCACACCGCCACUUCGGUCGUCGGCUCUCCUUUCGCCACCACCACUACCACCUCCACAACAUCCACCAGUGACGCGUCUCUCGCCACUUUUUCGUCGGCGUCUGCCUACCACCCCUCACCGCCGCACUCUAACUACCACCCGCCGCACCAUCAUCCUCCGCCAGCUUACCGCCACGGCUACCCGCCACCACCUCCGUCGUACUACUCUUCGUUGGGGCCACCGCCGCCGCUCUACACCCCGUCCUACCCCGACCAAGCCUACCGGGCGCCAACGUCGGCUCCCACACACGCCUACGGCGCCCCGCUCCCAGCCUAUGCGCUGCACCACCAUCCCGCAUCUUCCUACGUAGGCCGUUUUCACUCACGCCUUCUGCCGGUGCCUGUGCCGCUGGAUGAACUCACUGCGGUGCCGCCAUACCACCACCCGAGCGCCCAGCCGCCGCUGCUGCCCUCGACGUCGGAGCCGUUCGGAGGCCUGCCGCCUGUGCCGGCGUUCUCGCGCGUCGAAGGCCAGCUCGCCCGUGUCUACUCUCACUCCAACUCCUACUCGCCCGCGCCUGACGAAAGCGGACCGGGCAAGGGCAAGGCGCUGGCCGACCGCCACGAGAUCGGGAAUGGGCUCACCGCCUCCACCUCGGGCUCUCCGCCGAGCAUGUGGCUCCGCAAUGUCGACAACUCGUUGCCCUUCCUCAACCAGCUUCACCUCUACGCCAGCUUCUACCGACGCGAGAUGUGGGGCUUUGAACCGUUGAAUCCGCUGUGUAUGAAGACGGAUACGCUGCGCUACCUGUUCAUGACCGAAGAGGGCUCCAAGGAGCGAUCGCCGCUUUCCCUCUGCACUCACUACGCCUUGUGCGCGGGUGCACUUUUGUCGGGGCACUUCGCGCAGGCCAAGGAGCACUUUGCAGCUGCUCGGGAACAUCUGGGCUAUGUGUUCGAUUCGAGCAACUACGAUGUCGCGUGCACCCUUUGCUACAUCACCUCCGUACUGUGCGGGCAGCUCUAUGUGCGGGCCGAGGGCUACUACCUGACGCUGGGAAUGGAGACAUGUGAGAACAUCGGCGCGCAGAACGACGACCUCUACACCAUGCUUGUCAAGUCCUGCGCCAUAUACCUCCAUCGGAUCGAUGAAGAGGCUUCCACCCUCCUGCAGGCCAAAUCCGUCCCACGAUGGCGCAAGCCGUGGAAGCAGGGCAAGUACUACGUGGAGCAGUACAAGUACGGUAAGUUCGUGAGCGCGCUGCAGGAGUGCGCCGUCGAGACCCUCAAGCAGCUCGUCGUCCUCCUCCUUCGACCACCCCACCAACCACCGACGCCGGAGGAGUGGUGGACGUUGCGCGAGGCCUCUGCGUGGCGCGAGGGCACCAUCACCGGGCUGGAACAACUGUACUUGUACGACCCACCGCGACAGCUGACCACGUUCCUGCGGGCCUACGUCAUCUUCGCCCGAGCCGUGUGCAACCUGCGAGUCAACCUCGUUGACGACACGCAACAGGCCUCCUCCGACUUCCUCCAGCUCCUCAGCCGCUGCAACCGAGGUGUGGUGGCCUGCGUGUUUUCGGACCUGUGGUGGACGGGCGCGUGUGCGGAGGCCUUCGUGGGUCUGGUGGUGUUCUUGCACCGGGAACGCCGGCGGGAUCUGGUCAACCUCGCACUGGCCCUGCUGGCCCUGGUGAAGAGCGACCUGGUGUGGGCCGACCAGAUGCACGGCAGACUGGUCGCCCUCAACAUCGUCCCUACCACCACCGACGAUGGUGGUUGUGAAGGUGAAGGUGGUGGCAUACCAAUCAAGCAGGAGAAGGAGGAGCGGCAGCGAAGCGGUGACGAUGCUCACGACCUCAAUAGCCUCGGGUACCUCGGCCACCACAAGCUCAAGGCGACCGUCGAAGAGGACGGCAGCGCGCAGCUCAUCGGCACCGCAUCAGCGACGAGACAGGCAAAAGCACAGAAAAAUAAAAUGUAG